Nothobranchius furzeri (turquoise killifish) is the source of this 1538-nucleotide messenger RNA. RefSeq names its product threonine aldolase 1 (gene tha1). Gene Ontology annotation, cellular component: cytosol. NCBI's taxonomy places the organism in Eukaryota, Metazoa, Chordata, Actinopteri, Cyprinodontiformes, Nothobranchiidae. The record is from RefSeq and is a predicted model, not a curated record. Gene Ontology annotation, biological process: L-threonine catabolic process; glycine biosynthetic process. Gene Ontology annotation, molecular function: L-allo-threonine aldolase activity.
GAUUAUCGAUUACAAGCUCACUGGUCCAAAGUUCAGCACCCACCAACGCCUACCGUGAUGGAUGUGAUUGAAACAGGAGCAUCAUGCAUGUAAGAACUUUGUCUUGCAGAGUUCUUCAUUUUUUACUCAACCACGGUGACGUCGCCUCCAGCAAUCCGUGUUUUAGGCGACAUGAUGCCGCUACCCUGCUGGUUCGGUGUGCCGUUCGGGGCUACUACAACACCGGGAAACCCAGGUUCCCUGGCCCUUGCGGGGCGACCCACGUCCGGGUGGUGGACCUCCGCAGCGACACCGUGACCAAACCCGGGCCGGCGAUGCGCCAGGCCAUGGCGGAGGCCGAGGUGGGGGACGACGUGAUGGGGGAGGACCCCACGGUGAACGACUUACAGAAAAUUGCAGCAGAUAUGUUUGGGAUGGAGGCUGCCCUCUUUGUCCCCUCUGGAACCAUGGGUAACCUCAUUGCAGUAAUGGUGCACUGCAGGGAGCGAGGCGACGAGGUGAUUGUGGGCGAUCUGUCCCACUUGCACAUCUACGAGCAAGGAGGCAGUGCUCAGCUGGCCGGUGUCCACUCCACCACAGUGACCACUCGGUCAGAUGGGACAUUUGACUUGAAGCAGCUGGAGUCAAAGAUUCGUCACGGUUACCCAGACCCACAUUACCCACGCUCGCGCCUCAUAUGUGUGGAGAACACACACAACAUUCAGGGAGGACGCGUGCUGCCUCUGCACUUCCUGCAGGAUGUUCGUGCUGUAGCAGAUCAUUAUGGUCUGUCUGUCCACAUGGAUGGAGCCAGGGUGAUGAACGCCGCUGUGGCUCAGGGGGUCCCUGUGGCAACUAUACUGCAGCACACACACACAGUCAGCGUCUGCCUUUCCAAGGGUUUGGGGUCCCCAGUAGGUAGCAUGCUCGCUGGACCUCAGGACUUUAUAUCCAGAGCGGUAAGGUGCCGUAAAGCCCUGGGAGGGGGAAUGAGACAGGUUGGUGUUCUUGCAGCUGCUGGCAAGGUUUCUCUACAAGAAAUGGUGGGAAGAUUGGAGGACGAUCACCGCAAUGCCAAAGCCUUUGCUCUAGCUCUACUGGAAUACAACCCUUUCCUGUUUGGUGUAGAAAUGGCUGCUGUUGAGACAAACAUCCUGCGUUUCCAAAUUAAGGAUCCUACUUUGAGCCCACAGGAGUUUUGUACCCGCAUGAGUCAGGUCGGGGAAGGAGAGGAGGAGGCUCUGGGGCAGGGGCUACAGGUUCUCAUGUACCCUCAUUUUGAAAACUCCAUUAGGGCCGUGUGGCAUCUUGGGAUAUCUCCUGAGGACACCCAACUGGCCAUUCAGAAAAUGCAAUUUGUGGCUUUUCAGCACUUGAAUCAAAAAGCUGGGGUCCACUAAUGGGUUAUUUUUAAGUCUAAACACUGUUAAUAAUUGAUAAGGAAGUAAAAUGGACGAAAACAUAAAUUAAAUACAACAAAAAGCACUUUGUAUGUAGACCUUUAUAAUUUACUAUGCAUUAAAUUAAAUAAAGCACUGUCUGACUCCUGUAACAUUUUC